AUGUUCUGUCCAGGUCAAGAGGCUAACCCAACUGAGUUAGAAGGUGCUGCAGUUGAAUUUUCUCUACAGGAUGGUUGCUUUGUUAGUUUGGAGAAAUGUACCUUGCAAGCCGUCCGUGGUGCUUUGACGCGCUGUUUUACACGUAAUGCUGUCAGCCUUUGGUUCAUUCACGUAGCAUGUGUUCCACUUGCUCAGCCACCAGUCUGCCCUGCCCUCAGCAAGAACUCAUUCUCAUGCUAUCACUUCCACCACUGCAGGUGGAGGAAGAGCCUUGAUCAACGCCAGCCAAACAACCGCAACCUGCGCUGA
This is a messenger RNA of Durusdinium trenchii, 309 nucleotides long. NCBI's taxonomy places the organism in Eukaryota, Dinophyceae, Suessiales, Symbiodiniaceae. The record is from the annotation of a GenBank genome assembly.